CGUCGAGGAGCGCGGAGUGCCCGGCCGGACUGCCCGGCGGGGCGGGUCCGCGGCGUCGUGGGCGGCGUGGGUCGGGGCCUCUCCGCCGGCGGCUCCUUUAAGUCCGGCCGCCCCGCCUCCCCGGACAGGGGCUGCUAAGUGGACGGCGGGGUCGGGUGCACGCGAUCCCCGAUGGAGCUGCACAUCUUGGAGCACCGGGUGCGGGUGCUGAGCCUCGCCCGCCCGGGGCUCUGGCUCUACACCCACCCGCUCAUCAAGCUGCUCUUCCUGCCCCACCGCAGCCGGUGCAAGUUCUUCAGCUUGACCGAGACGCCCGAGGAUUACACGCUCAUGGUGGAUGACGAGGGCUUUAAAGAGCUACCCCCUUCUGAGUUUCUGCAAGUGGCCGAGGGUACAUGGCUGGUGCUGAAUGUGUCAUCUCCCAGCGGGGCAGCUGUGCAGGCUGCUGGGGUCACCAAGAUCGCCCGCUCCGUCAUCGCGCCCCUCGCCGAGCACCACGUGUCAGUGUUGAUGCUGUCCACAUACCAGACAGACUUCAUCCUGGUACGGGAACAAGACCUGUCGGUGGUGAUCCACACGCUGGCCCAGGAGUUUGACAUUUACCGUGAGGUGGGCGGGGAACCAGUCCCCGUGGUCAGGGACGAGUCCAGCAACGGCUUCCCCCGCGCUCAGCAUGGGCCCAGCCCCACGGUGCACCCCAUCCAGAGCCCCCAGAACCGCUUCUGCGUCCUCACAGUGGACCCUGAGACACUGCCAGCCAUCGCCAUCACCCUCAUUGACGUCCUCUUCUACUCCCACAGCGUGCCCAAGGAGGCAGCCUCCAGCGGUGCCGACCCCAGCUCCAUCCGGUUCUUCGCCUUCUCCCUCAUCGAAGGCUACAUCUCCAUUGUCAUGGACGCUGAAACACAGAAGAAGUUCCCCAGUGACCUGCUGUUGACCAGCUCUUCGGGGGAGUUGUGGAGGAUGGUCCGUAUUGGCGGGCAGCCGCUGGGCUUCGAUGAGUGUGGGAUCGUGGCCCAGAUUGCUGUGCCCUUGGCCGCUGCCGAUGUCUCUGCUUACUACAUUAGCACCUUCAACUUCGACCAUGCCCUGGUGCCCGAGGAUGGGAUUGACAGCGUCAUUGAGGUCCUGCAGCGGCGGCAGGAGGGCUUGGCUUCCUGAGGCGCCCCUCCUGGCCCUGGACCCUGUCACCCCCAGGCUUCCAAAGCUGUUCCUUCAAGCUCUGGGAUGAGCCUCUGUCCCUGUUCAUGUAUAAGCUGCAGGCAAGCACCUGCUCUCACACGGACGGGCGUGUAUACCCACAGGUGGAGUGGGCAGAACGCGUCUGUGUAUCCUGGGAACACGGUGCUGGGGCGGGGAGCCCAACCCCUAACCCAUCCCCCUCCCUGUGGCCUUGGCAUUUGCACAGUCCCUGCCUGAGGCCUGAGCCAACCCCCACCCCACCGUGA
Messenger RNA from Ochotona princeps (American pika), 1448 nucleotides. It is a transcript of the gene CASTOR1, whose product is annotated as cytosolic arginine sensor for mTORC1 subunit 1. Lineage: Eukaryota; Metazoa; Chordata; Mammalia; Lagomorpha; Ochotonidae. The coding region runs from base 172 to 1161 and encodes 329 amino acids. The record is from RefSeq and is a predicted model, not a curated record. Gene Ontology annotation, cellular component: cytosol. Gene Ontology annotation, molecular function: arginine binding. The transcript is spliced from 9 exons. Gene Ontology annotation, biological process: negative regulation of TORC1 signaling; cellular response to L-arginine.